AUGAGAGUAGAUGGGCGAAAGGUGACAGUGGACGAUAAAGAAUGGAAAAGAAUGCCUGCUUAUAACUCUAGAUACGCCCUUAACGGCGCUAAGGAGCAAAAAGAAAAUGGAAGGCGAAAGGAGAAGUCUGUAGAGGAUGACGAAGAUGGGCAUCUUAUCUAUAAGACAGGAGACGUGCUGCGAUCUCGAUAUGAGGUCAUCAAUACUCUUGGGGAGGGAACUUUUGGGAAAGUGGUGGAGUGUAAAGACAUGCAGAAAAACACUGAUCGCCUGGCCCUGAAGAUCAUCAAGAAUGUGGAAAAAUACAGGGAGGCUGCCAAACUUGAGAUCAAUGUCCUGGAGAAGCUGCGGGAAAAAGAUCCUCACGGCAAAUAUUUGUGCGUCCAGAUGCUGGACUGGUUCGACUUCCAUGGACACAUGUGUAUUGCCUUUGACAUGCUGGGACUUAGUGUCUUUGACUUCCUGAAGGAAAACAAUUAUGUGCCUUACACACUUGAACAAGUUCGACACAUAUCAUACCAGCUAUGCUAUGCUGUCAACUUUCUCCAUGAAAACCAACUGACACAUACUGAUCUCAAGCCAGAGAAUAUUCUGUUUGUAAACUCAGACUUUGAGACAGUUUUCAACCCCAAAAAGAAGAGAGAUGAACGGAGAAUCAAGAACACAGACAUAAAACUGAUCGACUUUGGGUCGGCCACUUUCGACCAUGAACAUCACAGUACCAUUGUCUCCACCCGCCACUACAGAGCCCCUGAAGUUAUUUUAGAACUUGGUUGGGCCCAGCCGUGUGAUGUCUGGAGUAUUGGCUGCAUUAUGUUUGAACUGUACACAGGAUACACCCUCUUUCAGACUCAUGACAACAAAGAGCAUUUGGCGAUGAUGGAGAGAAUCUUAGGCUCCAUGCCUUAUCGCAUGACUAAGAAAACAAAAACAAAUUACUUCUGGCAUGGCCGCCUGGACUGGGAUCCCACCACUUCGUCCGGGCGUUAUGUUAGAGAGAACUGCAAACCUCUCUUUCAUUACCUGAGAGACAAGGGCCAAGAUCAUAUUCAAGUCCUAGAACUGGUGGAGCAGAUGCUAGAGUACAUCCCUGAGCAACGGGUUUCCCUAAAAGAAGCACUCAGACACCCACUCUUUGAGUCCAUUCGACAUAAAGAACGAGAGAAUACUUUGAUGAGCGUCCCUAAAGAUAGUGAACCCUCCGAUGCCUCAGCUAAUUCUAGUAGUGCUAACCUGAAUGAGCUUGCUAGUAAUGAUACCUCCUUACAGCCUAAUGGUGUUGCUUCUAAUACUUCUGCAAAUACUGAUUUAAAAGUGGGGGAAGGGGAAGAGGUGGGUGUAGGAGAAUUAGCAAAAAAGGAAGCCGAAGUCAAGGUAAACAAGAUAAACAGUGGAACAACAGACAGUUCUAUGCCCACCGAAUCCAAAGCAAAAGAGGAAACACAUGGAGAAUUCUCUGGUCUUGCUGCAGCUGAUUCAAAACGUGAUAGGUUCACAAAGUUUGGUAGAUAUCACACUAUGGAGGAUCCUAUGGAUUUGAGUGCAUUUCAGGAAUUGGAAGAAAAUGUGGAUGCUACUGAUGGUGCUGCACGGAAGCCGAAGAAUGAAGACUCUAGUGAUGUGGUGAAACCAGAAGCUAACACCAGUAAACCAGAGGCUAAUACCAGUAAACUAGAAGCCAAUACCAGUAAUGCUAAUGAUAAACCAGUUGGUGUGAUGGGACGUCAUAGAGCAGCUCAUCAAGAUACACUGAAACAGGCUAAGAGCUUAGACUAUGGAGAAUUAGGACGAGUUGAUUUUGAGCCUGAAGAAGUGCCUAGGAAUGUACUGGACCGACCUAUACCUAGACAAAGGACUGAAUCAAAAGGUGAGGCACCAGUGACAGCAAGAAGAAGGCGCAGGGAGAAGCAGUUUAGAGAAAAGACACCACCCUCUGGACAGAAACCUUUAGAGAGCUCUUUCGAUGAUGAAGUUUUUGAUCAAUCUGUCUCUCUAAAGGUAGGAGAUGUAACAGGAUCUGUCCUGAAUCCAGGUGCCUCAGAGUUUGUACCAAAAUCCACUUAUGUCCGCCGCUUGCCACAUGAAAUCCUUGAAUUAGAAAAAGAAAGGAAUGCCAAAAUGCAGAAGUUUAAAUCAGAGAGAGCUGAAAAUAAAUCUCUGAGCCUUCCAGAUAUGAAGUUCCCUACUAAGGACAAGCUGACUACACAGGAAACACAGACGUCACAUGACCGCGUGACACGGAUCUUCAUGGAAAAAAGUACUCAGACUCCAGAGAGUUUUUACCCUCCUAUCCCAACACAUGAUAAAGCCAUUGAUGCAAAUCAGUUUUCUGAUGGUCCGCCAUCGGUGGCUAGUACUUGGUCAUUUGAUUCUGUAGCAGACCUCAGUAUUGACCUAAAUGAUUCCAGUGAAGCCCUGCAUCCAGAGACAGAAGUUUCCAGUCUGUCAGGAACACAAGCCAGUUCUCACAUUUCAUCAAAAGGUCAAAACCUAGUCAAAGCUGGAGAAAAGCAGUCAGAGAUGUUGGUGACCUCAGGACACAGGAUACCAGAACCAAUCAGCAAAUCUCAGGCAACACUGACUUCCCCAUCAGCAGUGCCAGGAACUGGACAGACAGAAAAGAAGCCAGGAGUCGAUGCAAAAUCUGUCCCUAGUCCUGCAGUAAAUAAAACUGUGCAGCCCCAGAAUACAUUUAGCAGAAUUUUGGAGCAGCCAGUUGUCACUUCAGUUCAACCUAAACAACAGAUUCAAAUGGAUAAUCCUCAAGGAAACUUUAUUACUUUGGAGAGUCCAGUUGUGACCUUACCAGUUAACAAGGCUCCGCCGCCUAUUAGAGAACCUGCGAAACUGAACCAAGCCACAGCAGUAACUGCAAAACCAUCUGGGCCGACUCUUGCUCAAGGGCAGACAAUCCAGAUUCCAAGUCCCCAGCCUGUCAUGACAUCUCAAUCCCAACAAUCUUCAGGGGAAAGUCAGAAUAAGGCAGCUGUUGUUAAGACAGUGGCACCAGUUCCCAUGGACACUGCAGGACAGGGGCAAGUAUGGAAUGAAGUUCAAGGUGUGGAUUCUGGCAAUGAGGUGGUGCUGCCCAAACUGGAAAAAGCCAGAGCCCGUCGCAGACGCAGGAUGGACAGAAAGAAAAAAGUGGAUGGAGAUGGAACUGGUUCAGAGGGACAUGGCGAAAGCGUCAAUGAUUUGGCUUCAGAAACCACAGACACAUCAACAGAAGCAUCAGUCUCAGGCAGAACACCAGAAGAAAAAAAAAAGUCCAACCAGGCAAACACUGUGAAUGCCAGUGAUGGUGUCAACCUCGGUUCUGGGGGAAUUGCCAGGAGAAAUUUACCCAUAGACAGCGAUAACUCUGAUAUAUUUGUUUUAGCUUCCGAUAACAUGGAGAGCAACAGAUGA
Candidula unifasciata is the source of this 3408-nucleotide messenger RNA. NCBI's taxonomy places the organism in Eukaryota, Metazoa, Mollusca, Gastropoda, Stylommatophora, Geomitridae. The record is from the annotation of a GenBank genome assembly.